Molecule: messenger RNA, 1419 nt
Organism: Seminavis robusta
Lineage: Eukaryota; Bacillariophyta; Bacillariophyceae; Naviculales; Naviculaceae
Source: the annotation of a GenBank genome assembly
AUGGUGAAACUGAAAGGCGAUUGUUUUGCGUUGGAGGACUGCUACCGUAGCGACCCCCGGUACUACUUGGUACGAUCAGAAGAGCUUGCCAAGGUACGUAGUAAUCCUGGUAGGAACCGGGCAUUGCUAGACUUUGACUCGGCCCAGAAACUUCUAGGAAGAGUGUCGCAUUCGGAUUAUAGAACCAAAUACUACGACGGUUUCCUCGGCGACAAGGGUCCCUUUUCUUACGCCAAACUAUACGUUAGCCUGCAAUUUAUGAAGGAACAUCCCAGUCCAGUCACAAAGGACACUGAUGAGGAGGAGGAAGAGAAUCCAGAAGAUGAGGAUGGAACGACUAUGAUUCGGUGGAAUCGAAGCACAUUCUCUUCGUCCCUGUGCGAUCCCCAGCCUGGAGUUGAACAUGCGAAAUUGCAGGUUUACACAGAUGGCCUGAACCAGAACGAAAGCGGUUCCUGCAAAUGCGGUAUAGGUGAUGGCUUUGUCAUUCACGAACGAACAAGCCGACCGGAGGACCUAAUCGACCUCCUAUUUGCCAAGAACCCGGAGCAGUUGGAGUUCCAAGACAACAUUCCGGCAUCUCUCUCGAGCUAUUUCGCCAAGAAAAUGAUGGAUUGCAAAACUCUGCAAGUAUUGAAUGUCCCUACUGAUUGGGUGAUCGACGAGGCAACCGCAUCCAUUUUCAACCAAGUCUUGAAGGCAAAUGCGUGCCUUGUGCUGGCCCUAACAGGCAGUUGCACCGGGAACAAGGACGAGAUCUUUGCUCGAAUAUUGGCGCUUUUGGAGGACGGCAUUCGUGGCAACACUUCGGUUCGGCAUCUGGACCUGAGCCAGACCUACCUGGGAGUGAACCAGUUGCUCUUCACUUCGUUUGCACUCUCCCAUCUCCCAAAUGUGGAGAUUUUGGACCUUCGCAAUACAAAAUGCUCUAUUUCUUCUGACAAUAAUGACGUUCCAUCCAUAAUGUUUGAACCACUCAAGUCUGCAUUCCAACAGAGCCGCAAUUUGCGCACCAUCAAAUUGCGCAGUUGUGGAGCUCAUGAAGAAAUUAUGGAUCGCCUUGUGGGUGCAGUGUGCACCUUGCCCACUCUGGAGGACCUGGACAUUGCGAGAAGCAGUUGUGGAAGCAAAGGAAUCGAGCACAUUGGGCAAUUGCUGGAAAAGAUCGAUUGCAAACUCGCCACGUUGGAUAUCUCUUGCCUCGGUGAUGUUCACGGAAAAACCUUGGUGAACAGUGUUUCUUUAUCUCCCAUUGCGGCUGCCUUGCACAAGAAUCAGAGUCUGACAACUCUAAAGUUGGGUUGCAACGACAUUGUUCCAUGCACUGCGGAAGGGCGACUUCUGGGACCAUUGGCUGAAGCACUGUGUGUCAACAAUUCGCUCAAGAGACUGCACCUAUUGCACAAGAGAUGGCUUUGA